This is a messenger RNA of Ostrinia furnacalis (Asian corn borer), 708 nucleotides long. RefSeq names its product gamma-glutamylcyclotransferase-like. The record is from RefSeq and is a predicted model, not a curated record. The transcript is spliced from 3 exons. Gene Ontology annotation, molecular function: gamma-glutamylcyclotransferase activity. The coding region runs from base 130 to 669 and encodes 179 amino acids. NCBI's taxonomy places the organism in Eukaryota, Metazoa, Arthropoda, Insecta, Lepidoptera, Crambidae.
GUCGUGACGUGAACCCACGUGACCCAACGUAACCCGCAUUCAGCCAAAAAGUUAGAAAUUGUUUUAAAAGCACGAUUUUCCUUUCAUCCUGGUAAAUUUAAAAAAUAAGACGUGUUAGCUGACAAAGUUAUGUCUGUGUCACUAAAGGAAACUUUCCUCUACUUUGCUUACGGGAGUAACUUAUUGAAGAAACGAAUACGUAUCAACAAUCCAUCGGCCCACUUUAUAGGCAUCGGUAAACUGGAUAAUCAUCACUUAGAUUUUAUCAAGUAUUCUGAAAACUGGCGAGGUUCUUCGGCUACAAUAGUUCCGGUAGAAGGAUGUCAUGUAUGGGGUGCUGUUUGGCAACUGGAUAUUAUUGAUAUGCCUGCUUUAGAUAUACAAGAAGGUGUUGACACAAAUUGGUAUUUUCCAAAAACAGUCGAUAUUAUCACACUUCAUGGAGAAACACUGCAAUGUAGGACAUAUCAGCAAACAGUCAAUCCUGUUCCAUGUAAAAAAAUUGAUGAAUUGCCAGAAGAAAGAAGACCAUCUUCUACUUACUUAGAGUGUAUUCUUACUGGAGCAACUGAAUGCCAGUUGCCAAAUGAUUAUAUUCAAAAUUUGAGAAAAAUACCUCAUAAUGGAAAUGAAGCAUCACCUAAGAUGAUUGAAAAGUUGAAAAAUUAAAGUUUCUAUUUUAUUAUUAUGAUAUUAAGUAUUAUUUAG